AAGUUAGCGGGAAAGGUUUAAUGAAAUAGCUACGUAUACUGAUAAAUAUACUAAAAGCGAUGCGAUAAAAAAAAAAAAAAAAAAAAAAAAUUAAAAUUAAAAUAAAAUAAAGGAAAAAAAAAAUUUGAAGAGUGACAAUUCGAUCGAGUACUCUUUACAUGGAUACCUUUCGCAAUUGUGAAGAAUUUUUGGUGUAUCUGAAAUAAUAUAAAUGUAUAUAUACAAAAGUUCAUCCAUUGCGCCCAAAGUUAGGUUUUGCGCAUGCCAUUGAAAGUGACAGGUGACUUUUUGACAGUUCGUGAAAAAAAACAAGUUUUUUUGAAAAAUAACAAAAAAUUAAUUGAGCAAAAGAAGAAGACAAAAUGACAUCGAGUGUCAGGAAACCAAAAAUAAUUGUUUUCGAUUUAGAUUAUACUCUUUGGCCUUUUUGGGUUGACACUCACGUUACACCUCCAUUUAGAUACGGAAAAGGAAACGACGUUGUAGAUGCUCACGGUAAAAAAAUACGAUAUUACAAUGACUCUGCGGAAAUUUUAAAAAAUUUAGUACAAGAGGGUUAUGAAAUUGGUGUUGCAUCGCGGACCUCAGAAAUUAAAGGCGCUAAUCAGUUAUUGAAUUUAUUCAAAUGGGAUAAAUAUAUUACAUAUAAAGAAAUAUAUCCUGGAUCAAAAGAUGCACAUUUUUCGAAAAUUAAAAAAGCAUCCGGUGUUGACUUUAAGGAUAUGUUAUUCUUUGAUGAUGAGCAUCGAAAUAUUGUUGAUUUAACAAAAUUAGGAGUUCUCUCAAUAUUAGUUAAAGAUGGUGUUUCACAUUCAGUUAUUAAACAAGGACUAGAAAAAUUUGCACACCAAUAGGUAGUACAUUUAAUAUAAAAAUAGAUAAAAACAAAAAUUUCUAGAUUAUUCAAUUAGUACAAUUUAAUUAUUUAUUUAUAUAAUUGUAAAUAAUAUACAAUAUAUUUUGGUAAAAUACA
This is a messenger RNA of Leptopilina boulardi, 973 nucleotides long. Its product is annotated as magnesium-dependent phosphatase 1-like. The record is from RefSeq and is a predicted model, not a curated record. Gene Ontology annotation, molecular function: acid phosphatase activity. Bases 363 to 854 code for a protein of 163 amino acids. The transcript is spliced from 5 exons. NCBI's taxonomy places the organism in Eukaryota, Metazoa, Arthropoda, Insecta, Hymenoptera, Figitidae.